This is a messenger RNA of Saccoglossus kowalevskii, 2084 nucleotides long. Its product is annotated as growth/differentiation factor 8-like. Gene Ontology annotation, cellular component: extracellular region. NCBI's taxonomy places the organism in Eukaryota, Metazoa, Hemichordata, Enteropneusta, Harrimaniidae. Gene Ontology annotation, molecular function: growth factor activity; cytokine activity. The record is from RefSeq and is a predicted model, not a curated record.
AUCCAAAUAAGUUCAUGAAACCAGAACACACAUCGCACGGCUAUUCUUUCUUCGAAUUCUCCCCUCAAGUGCGAGAUGCACAGAUAAUAGAAGCUCGUUUACAUGUUUAUAUUAGACAGCAAGAAGCAGUACAGACCACCGCAACCUGGUUACACAUUUAUGAGCUUGGACCACCAGGGAAACACCACUACAACAAAAUUGCUUGUAGCAGAAAAAUAGAACUAAGUUCCAGAAAGGGUCACUGGGAACAGUUUGACAUCCAACGUGUCGUGUUCGGGUGGUUUCAUGACCAUGAAAGCAACUGGGGAUUAGAUAUUGAUGCAACGGACCAUGAAGGCAACUCAGUGGUUGUCACAAGUUCCGAUUGGGGUUCCGAAGACCAUCAACGCAUGCCCUAUCUGGAACUACGCACUCGUCAACACAACUUGAGACAUAAAAGAUCACCAGAACUAAACUGUGAUGAGAAAUCGGAAGAGGAACGGUGUUGCCGAUAUCCACUAGUUGUUGACUUUGUGGAACUCACCUGGGAUUGGAUAAUCGCACCCAAGACCUAUUCCGCUUACUACUGCGCAGGGGAGUGUCCCAAUGUUUACAAUCUUCAAAAUGCCCACAGCUAUUUCGUUGAAAGGGCUAACCCACGAGGACACGCAGGACGAUGCUGUACUGGUUCAGAAAUGUCCCCAAUUUCGAUGAUCUACUUUAUAGACGAAAAAAGCAUAAUGUUUGGUGUAGUGCCAGAUAUGGUAACAAUCAAAUGUGAAUGUUCUUAAAUUAACAAUGAUUCAACGAGUGCUGCAUCGGAAGUUGAACUGCUUGCCUUGACAACAAAAACACUGUUGUGCCUUGAAGCUGUACAUUAUUUAUAUCCCUUGCGUUUCCAGGGCGGAUAGCUGUCACACUCCCAAGGGUGUAAAAACAAACAAUUUACACGCGAAAGAAAUAUAUUAACGCGACAUUUACUGAGAAUAAAUAUUUGAAUAUCAGAGUACUUGGAUUUUGGCCUGCCGUCGUGGAAUUCAAGAGAAGUGAGAAGAAAGAAAGCGAUAAAAAACAGAUUAGAGUAAUAUGGUUAUCCGUGACGCGAUUGUAUAAACUGUAAUAUGGCUGUCCCAUUCUUAGUGUUAUAUUAGACAGAAAUAGUGGACCAGGAAUGGAUCAGUGACAAAUAAAUAUAAUAACACGUGUGGAAUGCCGGACACUUCCACAUAACCUUUCUCCUUAGUGCCUCAGAUUAAAACCCUUCCCUUUUACUUCCUUAAGGUAGCGAAGAAGAACUUAGUUUUUUUUCAAUUCAUUUUGUAAACACAGAUGCUGCAUAAUGCAUCAUCAUACUUAAUGAAAACACAGAUUGCUUUGUGCAAGGAGUGGAUCUGUGUAAUUGGUUGUUAUGCAAUUGUAUAGUUAGUAUACCUACUGUGGAACUUGCUUGUCAUUGGAUAAUCCCAGUUGACAUAUUUACAUAACAAUGGGUGAUUGCUUGGAAAUUAGGUGAAUAGACUUAUCUAUUGUUAUUUCUUUUAGGAAAUCACAAUUUGAAAAAAUGUAUAUAAGAUUGUUUUUUUUUGUUUCUGCAAGGUCUUAAUCACUCACUUAGAUUGACCAAACUUUUGCUAACUUAUAUAAUAAUGCUCUAUGAAAUAGAUGAUUCUACUAUUUACAUGUGUGUAUAUCGACGGAUAAUGCCAGUAUGAAUAUGAGUAUUUUCAACAAAAUGCGUAUACGUAUCUAUGUACUUAUUUGUAGCUACUGUAUGUAUCGUUCAUAUCAAGAGUAGAUAUCCAUUUAAUGUCACCGAUCAAACAGGAAUGUGAAUGUUGAUACACGUUUGCUAAUAAAAGCAUGGUUAAGAACCCGAUAUCGACCAGAUGUUCUAAUGUAACAAUAAUAUGCCUCUCUACUCAGAAUCACAACGUGCCAACAAAUAAUUUAUGACAAACAAAUGUUGACCAUGCAUAGACUCUACUGCAUAGGGCUUACAGGAUAUGUUGCUAAGCAUAUCAAAUAGCAGAGUAGUUCAGCUAUGAAAUUCAACAUGCUGUCAAAUUCUAAAGAAUGUAUAAAUGUAUGAUUUGGAAAAGAUAUAA